Molecule: messenger RNA, 172 nt
Organism: Scutellospora calospora
Lineage: Eukaryota; Fungi; Glomeromycota; Glomeromycetes; Diversisporales; Gigasporaceae
Source: the annotation of a GenBank genome assembly
UAGUUUUGUACUUUUAAUGAUUAUUAAUUGGUAUUUACGACAUUAUGUAAAUGGUAAUGACGCAAAGAACAGAAAAAAAAAAGGCGGGAGUACAGAUAAAGAAACUGUAGAAGUUGAAAAUCAAAUAGAAUCUCCAGAACCAGCUGUUAUUAGGUCUAAUGAUAAUAAAUGA